AUGGACGAAAGAACCAGAAUAGGCAUAAUAGGAGACGAAGAAACACUCACAGGGUUUUUGAUAGCAGGAGUAGAGAACGUUCACGACAAUCCAAAUCUUGUUCAAGUAACACCGGACAUGGCUGAAGAUGACCUAAAAAGGAUUUUUUAUUCACUAACAGCCAGAAAAGACCUGGCCAUGAUCCUUGUUUGCGACUUUGCUGCAGAAAGACUGAGUGAAGAGAUAGAUGCGUAUGAUGAGGUGGUUCCUGCUGUGUUAGUUAUUGCAUCGAAAAAUAAAUAUGCCUAG
This is a messenger RNA of Encephalitozoon hellem ATCC 50504, 288 nucleotides long. Its product is annotated as V-type ATPase subunit F. Gene Ontology annotation, molecular function: proton-transporting ATPase activity, rotational mechanism. Bases 1 to 288 code for a protein of 95 amino acids. The record is from RefSeq and is a predicted model, not a curated record. The transcript has a single exon. Lineage: Eukaryota; Fungi; Microsporidia; Unikaryonidae. Gene Ontology annotation, cellular component: membrane. Gene Ontology annotation, biological process: monoatomic ion transmembrane transport.